CGUUUGGCGCUCCAAAGUUGAAACCAAUGGAGGUCGCUCGACAUAUUCGUGCAACCACUCUUCCAGGUGAAAAUGUUUUUUGUUAUUCAUCUCAUUGUCCUCAAGAUAAGGUCCUAUUUCCGCGGUCGACGACCCGAAACCCUUCACGGGAAACGUUGGUCGGCGGGCGAAAUCGAGAGCUCGUGUGGGAGAAGCGGAUUACGAGGAUGGGAAAUUUCAAGGAAGAAAUAGAGUACCGAGCUUGGACAAGCUCCUCCGACGAACUUUCUUUGUUGUCUUUGAGUGAUAAACCAGACAGGAACUUGAGUUUGUUCGACGAUUACGAGAUGGAAGGACUCAACCUUGAGACUGACCCUAAUCAUCGAAGCGGUUAUGUUGCUGUGCUGGGCAAGCCUAAUGUCGGGAAGAGUACACUGUCAAACCAAAUGAUAGGUCAAAAGCUUUCAAUUGUUACUGAUAAACCUCAAACCACAAGGCAUCGAGUCCUUGGUAUAUGUUCUGGCCCUGAUUAUCAGAUGAUACUCUAUGACACACCUGGUGUUAUAGGAAAGAAGAUGCACAAGUUGGAUGAUAUGAUGAUGAGCAAUGUUCGCAGUGCAGCUAUUAAUGCAGAUUGUGUACUUCUUGUUGUUGAUGCAUGUAAAAUACCUGAAGAGAUUGACAAGGUAUUGGAAGAAGGGGUUGGAAGUAUCCAAGAUAAGGUACCUACUUUGUUGGUGUUGAAUAAGAAGGACCUAAUUAAGCCAGGUGAGAUCGCGAAGAAAGUAGAGUGGUACGAGAAAUCCACCGAUGUUGAUGAGGUCAUACCUGUGAGUGCUAAAUAUGGUCACGGAGUGGAUGAUGUGAAGGAUUGGAUACUGUCAAAACUCCCUGUUGGUCCAGCUUACUAUCCAAAGGACAUUGCCAGUGAGCACCCCGAAAGAUUCUUUGUAGCUGAAAUUGUUAGAGAGAAAAUAUUUAUGCAAUACCGUAAUGAAGUCCCAUAUGCAUGUCAGGUCAAUGUGGUAAACUACAAAACCAGGCCCACUUCAAAAGAUUUUAUUCAAGUUGAAAUAGUUGUUGAGAAGAACUCCCAAAAGAUAAUUCUCAUUGGGAAAGAAGGGAGGGCUCUAAAAUUAUUGGCUACAGCUGCUAGGCUCGAUAUUGAAGAUUUUUUGCAGAAGAAAAUUUUUCUAGAGGUUGAAGUGAAGGUUAAAGAAAACUGGCGGCAAGAUGAAGCGCUACUGAAAUAUUAUGGCUAUGGGGGCCAGAUUCGAGUUUUACAAUCCGACUAAACUGCCAAAUCACCUGUAAUGUAUCAAUCUCCUAAAAUAUGUAAGGCACAAAUAUGAUAAUGUUUCUCAUUUUCUACCUA
Molecule: messenger RNA, 1354 nt
Organism: Telopea speciosissima
Lineage: Eukaryota; Viridiplantae; Streptophyta; Magnoliopsida; Proteales; Proteaceae
Product: GTPase ERA-like, chloroplastic
Exons: 9
Coding region: 27-1274 (415 amino acids)
Biological process (GO): ribosomal small subunit assembly
Molecular function (GO): rRNA binding; GTP binding; ribosomal small subunit binding
Source: RefSeq, a predicted model, not a curated record